AUGAAUCCACCAAACCCAACAGCAUUGAUCGAAAGUCUAAAUUCAAAGCAGACUACUCAAGGUCCGAGUCCUGAAGAGUGGGAAGAGAUGAAGGAGCGCAUCUUUGAGAUCUACAUCACCCAAGGACAGGCUUUAAAAGUCCUUGUAUCCGAAAUGAAGACUCGCCAUGGAUUUGAUGCAACACCCAAGAUGUACACCACCCAUUUCAAGAAAUGGAGUCCACGUUUCAAUAAGAAUAGGAGAGAAAAUGAUGCUGAAGUAGCUCCAACUACAAUCAAUAUUCCCCGAACGCGAUUCUUUGUCUACGGCUUAUUUGAUACCUUCAACUUCUCUUCUAAUUUGUUCGAUAUCAUUGUUCCUCCAGGAAUCCCGGACUUUUUGCCAGCCUGGCAACAGAUAAGCGAUGAGUGCUUUGGAGUCACUACUCUACUAGAGGAAGGGCAAUAUCCAGAGAGUCGGCAAACCUUCAACAUCUUAUGUGAGAGGUUAAAGAAUAUUUUUGGGAGCAAUGAUUGUGGAAUGAUCAUUGUGAUAUGGCCGAUUUGUAUCAGGCUCCACCAGACUGGCCAGCUUCAUAACAACUUUGCGCUGCUUGAGUACUUCUUGGACCUUCUUCGAUUCUUAGCACAUCAACGCUAUCCCAGUGGACAUCCAAUUCCGAACUUGCUGAAAUUCUUGCGCCAGACACCAACCCAAGAUCGUUUCGAGAUCCUGCGAGUUGGCUAUCUGCGAACAAUUCACUGUUUUGAACGCCGCGCUGGCUUUGGUAAUGCCGUUGUGCUCUCUAUGUGGUCUAAGUAUCUCAAAAGGUCCAAUAGCCAAGAAUUACCUGCGAGUGCACUCACUUGUCGUUAUGAGAGUGUACUACAGGAGGCUCAGAACUCUUUCACAAAUACCGGGACCAGGACCAUUGAGAUCCUUCAUGGUUACAUUUAUGCCGCAUACUAUAACGCCAAUGAUGAGAUGUUAACCUGGAAUCUUGCCUUCAAGAUGGUUGAUGGAGCAUGGCCAGUUGGGCUCAACCAACCGGAAUGGUGUUUGGCUACACAAGGCUAUGCCAUGGCUGCAAAGCUUUUGUAUGCUGUGUCAGAGCAGACUGGCCAUGGGAACCAAGGCGAAGCAAUGUUGUGCUCUGCCAUUACCAGGCUUGCUUGCGGCGAUAGAGAGUGCCGGACAAGAGCCCUUAUGUUGGCAAAUAUGUUGGGGGAUAUGGGGAGUCAGUUAUUGUAA
Fusarium redolens is the source of this 1230-nucleotide messenger RNA. RefSeq lists its product as uncharacterized. The transcript is spliced from 3 exons. Lineage: Eukaryota; Fungi; Ascomycota; Sordariomycetes; Hypocreales; Nectriaceae. Bases 1 to 1230 code for a protein of 409 amino acids. The record is from RefSeq and is a predicted model, not a curated record.